AUGAGUACUAUAUUGGAAAAAAUUGCCGCUAUAGAGUCCGAGAUGGCUCGGACACAAAAAAAUAAAGCUACGGCUUUGCAUUUAGGGUUACUUAAAGCUCGCCUAGCUAAACUAAGACGUGAACUUAUUACACCUAAAGGUGGCGGCGGUGCCACUGGUGAAGGUUUUGAUGUUGCAAAAACUGGUGAUGCUCGUAUUGGUUUUGUUGGGUUUCCAUCGGUGGGAAAAUCAACUCUCUUAUCCAACUUGGCCGGUGUUUACUCAGAAGUAGCAGCUUAUGAGUUCACAACGUUAACUACAGUUCCCGGCUGUAUUAAAUAUAAAGGAGCUAAAAUCCAGUUGCUUGAUUUGCCUGGUAUCAUUGAAGGUGCCAAGGAUGGUAAAGGAAGAGGUCGUCAAGUCAUAGCCGUCGCUCGUACAUGUAGUCUUAUAUUCAUAGUACUUGACGUAUUAAAACCCCUUCAGCAUAAGAAACUUCUAGAACACGAGUUGGAAGGAUUCGGCCUUAGAUUAAAUAAGCAACCACCAAACAUACACUUUCGAAAAAAAGACAAAGGAGGAAUUAAUUUGAACAACACAUGUCCACAAUCAGAGCUCGACUAUGAAACUGUUAGAACGAUCCUCUCUGAAUACAAGAUUCAUAAUGCAGAUAUAACUCUGAGAUAUGAUGCCACCAGUGAUGACCUUAUUGAUGUCAUUGAAGGAAAUAGAAUAUAUGUACCAUGCAUUUAUCUGUUGAAUAAGAUUGAUCAAAUAAGCAUAGAAGAAUUAGAUGUUAUAUACAAGAUACCACACUGCGUGCCUAUAUCAGCUCACCAUAAAUGGAAUUUUGAUGACUUGUUGGAGAAAAUGUGGGAAUAUUUAAAACUAAUUAGGAUAUACACAAAGCCGAAGGGACAGUUGCCUGAUUAUAAUGCACCUGUUGUGUUGCAUGCUGAUAGAACAAGCGUUGAAGACUUCUGUAACAAACUGCAUAGAUCUAUAGUUAAGGAGUUCAAAUAUGCCUUAGUAUGGGGUUCAUCUGUUAAACAUCAACCGCAGAAAGUUGGCAUUGAACAUAUCCUGGCUGACGAAGAUGUUGUGCAGAUUGUGAAAAAAGUCUAA
Messenger RNA from Danaus chrysippus (African queen), 1104 nucleotides. Lineage: Eukaryota; Metazoa; Arthropoda; Insecta; Lepidoptera; Nymphalidae. The record is from the annotation of a GenBank genome assembly.